AACUUCCCUGCCAGACAAGGGAGAAAAGCCAGAACGAACCAGGAGGUGGGGAAUGAGGGACACAGCUGGAAAACAUCCCCUGCUACCAGGGUUGCCUCUGCCAAAGGCCACCAAACCGGUGACAUGGGAAGCCCCGUCCCAGCACGGGGAAACGCUGGGAUAUUCCCGGGCAGGGCCGAGGCUUUCACCGGUGCCACUCGCGGGGAUUCCGUGCGGAUGCUGGCCGCGUGCCGGAGCUCGGUGUCCCCAGAGAGGGGCCGCUGUUGGGUUUAAUGUGUCGCUAAUGAGGUUCCUGACAGCGAUGGGAUGCCCGAGGUUACCGGCGCGGUGCCCGGUGCCGUCCCGGCGCGGCGUCAGCCCGACGGGGAGCGGAGCCGUGCUCGGGUGGACGGGGCCGACGUGGAGGGGACUGGGAUGGAGACGGGCUUGGGGACGGAGAUGGGGACAGGGAUGAGGAUGGGGGUCCUGCCGCCCUCCCGUCCCCACCCCCGUUUCCACGGCGACGUUGUCAGCAGCCGUCCGGCCACGCCCCGCGCCCCGCCUGGGCCAAUGGCGCGGCGGCGCCCGGCCUGCCCGCCGGUGACGUCAUGGCCGGUGAAAAUCCCCCGUGGCCGCGGGAGCGGCGGUGGCGGCGCGGCCCCGCGGCCCGGCCCGGCCCGCACCAUGGCCAAGCACCACCGCACGCCGGCGCGCUCCGCCGAGCCCGUCAUCGAGGUCAAGAGCAAGUUCGACGCUGAAUUUCGCCGCUUUGCCAUGAAGCGCUCCGGCGCCGGCAGCUUCCAGGACUUCUACCAGCUGCUGCAGACAGUGCACCAGAUCCCGCGGGUGGACGUGCUCCUGGGCUACACAGACAUCCAUGGCGACCUCCUGCCCAUCAACAACGACGACAACUACCACAAAGCCCUGUCCUCUGCCAAUCCCCUCCUCAGGGUCAUCAUCCAGAAGAAGGCACCAUCAGUCAGCAGUUCACAGAGCCAGAGCCUGACCCAGAGCCACAGGGUCAGCACAGCAUCCAGUGCGAGUCUGUGUUUCCAGCUCAUGUUAGCGGUACGGAGUCUCUGGGCGAGAGCAGAGUCUGAUGCCAGCGUCUUCGCCUCCAACUCCUUGCAGCGGAAGAAGAAAGGGCUGCUGCGCCCAGCACACUACCGGGCCAAGCCUCACCUCCUCAUCGGGAUGCCCCAGGACUUCCGCCAGAUCUCCUCCAUCAUUGACGUGGACAUCCUGCCCGAGACGCACCGGCGCGUGCGGCUCCACAAGCACGGCUCCGACAAACCGCUGGGCUUCUACAUCCGCGACGGCGUCAGCGUGCGCGUGGCCCCGCAGGGCGUCGAGAAGGUGCCCGGCAUCUUCAUCUCCCGCCUGGUGAAGGGCGGCUUGGCUGAGAGCACGGGGCUGCUGGCGGUGAGCGACGAGAUCCUGGAGGUGAACGGCAUCGAUGUGGCUGGCAAGUCCCUGGACCAAGUGACGGACAUGAUGGUGGCCAACAGCCACAACCUCAUCAUCACUGUCAAGCCGGCCAACCAGCGCAACAACGUCAUCCGCAGCAGCAAGGCCUCGGGCAGCUCCGGCAUGUCCACGGACAGCACCCCCAGCCAGCAGACCCCCAGCCCGGCCUCGCAGUACCUGAGCAACUACAGCACGGCCGAGAGCGACGAGGAGGGCGACCUGGUCAUCGAGAGUGACAGCGCGUCCCACUACAUCCCCGGGGGCUGCCCCAACGGGGGCCCCGCGGACGGACCCCUCCAGCGGAGCCUGUCCCCGCACAGCUCGCGGGGCUCCCUGCAGUCCCUCGGCAGCCACGACGGCAGCCCUGGCCGGGGCAGCGGACGGGAGGAUGGCACCCUCCUCACCCUAUAGCUGCAGGGGCCUGUGCCACUCGGUGGCCGGCCGGGUUUCUGCUGAUCUGGGCUGGAUGUGGACACCAGGGUGAUGAUGUGGCCAGCGGGCAGGGGUGGAGAGGGGCUGCCCUCUGCCCUCUCCCACCCCCUGUGACCCCGGGAGUCCAACUCUGGGAUCCACUCAAGCCAGGCACUGCCCUUCUGAGCGCCCUUGCCUCCUCUUCCAAGCAAGCGGGGGUUUUUAAUUGUUUUAUUGAAAUAUGCAUCAUUAAUAUAUUGCAAUGGACAGUAAAACUUUUUCUAGAAAGCAG
Messenger RNA from Vidua chalybeata, 2149 nucleotides. It is a transcript of the gene PARD6A, whose product is annotated as par-6 family cell polarity regulator alpha. Lineage: Eukaryota; Metazoa; Chordata; Aves; Passeriformes; Viduidae. Gene Ontology annotation, cellular component: nucleus; apical plasma membrane; cell cortex. The coding region runs from base 307 to 1857 and encodes 516 amino acids. The transcript is spliced from 4 exons. The record is from RefSeq and is a predicted model, not a curated record. Gene Ontology annotation, molecular function: protein kinase C binding. Gene Ontology annotation, biological process: regulation of cellular localization; establishment or maintenance of cell polarity; centrosome cycle.